Molecule: messenger RNA, 922 nt
Organism: Aspergillus brunneoviolaceus CBS 621.78
Lineage: Eukaryota; Fungi; Ascomycota; Eurotiomycetes; Eurotiales; Aspergillaceae
Exons: 3
Coding region: 158-922 (254 amino acids)
Cellular component (GO): mitochondrion
Source: RefSeq, a predicted model, not a curated record
CCCAAACUUGUCAACUAUCCCCAUUCCCAUCCCCAUCCCCAUCCCCCAGUCUCUGCAUUCGUUCCAGCGGCUGUUCUUCAUGUAGCUGUCGCUGGCGGACUGGAGAUGCUCCAGUAUUCUACUUGUUCGAAUCCAGUACCGCCCCGCCGCCCGACUGAUGAUGGCCGCCCAAGUCCGGCGGCAGCUUACGACAACUGCACCCCCAUCACCAUACAAGCGUACAGCAGCAGCACACGAUGAAACCCUUUUCCAGUUCACCCGCGGCCGAUUCCUUACCGACGAAGCUAAUGAACUGGCCAAGAGACACAUCCGUUUCAACGUGGAUGAACUCGCCCGCUUAGCCGUCCAGGCCGCAGAGGCUGCAAGUAAGGGGCCGCGGCCGUAUAUCGCCAUUGAAAGACUGGCCGACGGGAUGCACAGCAAGGCUAUACGCUUCACCAUGGACAAUGGGUUCCAAGCUGUGGGCAAAGUUCCGACUCCGAAUGCUGGGCUUCCGCGCUUAACCACUGCCUCGGAAGUCGCGACUAUGGACUUCAUAGGCCAUACCCUCCCUUCUUUGUCCGUCCUCGGUACGCCAGUUCCCAAAGUUCUCUCGUGGUAUUCUUCGGCCGACAAUCCGGUGGCGGCGGAGUACAUCCUCAUGGAGAAUGCACGCGGCGUGCCACUGAGUAGCCUGUGGGACAAACUGGGUGUGCGGGUUAAGUUCAAGGUGCUUGAGAAAGUCGCCGCCUACCAGCAGCGCUGGUCCCAGGUUCGCUUUACGCAGUAUGGGAGUCUAUACUACCGAGGGGACCUCGACCGGUCAAGUUCCAGUCCCGGCCUCCAGUACACGGACAAAGAUGGGAAUUAUGCUGUUGAUGAGAGGUUCGCUGUGGGGCCUUCGGUGAGUCGGCAAAAUGUCGAUGACGGCAGGGCAGACUGA